Molecule: messenger RNA, 2431 nt
Organism: Venturia canescens
Lineage: Eukaryota; Metazoa; Arthropoda; Insecta; Hymenoptera; Ichneumonidae
Exons: 7
Coding region: 240-1220 (326 amino acids)
Molecular function (GO): protein binding
Source: RefSeq, a predicted model, not a curated record
AAUUAUCGCUGAGUAGAAAAUUCGUAUAUUCGCAAUUACGUAGCGAUUUUCGUGAAUUUCGGAGUAAUUGGACUCUGAAAAGAAGCAAUAAAAAGACGGCAUAAGACCGUGACGCGUUUCAAUUCUGGCUAAAAAUAUUGGUGGCCGAAAACAAUAUACUGACCAAACUUCCCAAGCAAAGUACAAUAAUGAUCACUCGCGGGAUAAGAAAUUAAAAAAGUAGGAAUAACAACGAGUUCAUGGGAUUCAUCGACGAUGAAUUGUGUAAAGUAUCAAAACUCUGUAAGAAAGAUGUACCUGACAGUAGACUUGUCUCGUGCGUACGCUCAAUGGUCAGAGUCGAAAUAACGCGGACAGCAUACAAAAAAAUAGUGAUCUGCAUUCAAUUCCCGGAGGAAUAUCCUCAAGCUGCAUUGCUGAUUGAACUGAAGAGUAAAACACUUGCACCUAAAUUUCUCGAAAAAUUGGAAAAAGCGUGUGAAAAAAAUUGCAAGAAUAUACUGGGUAAAGAACAGGUUCUCGAUACCAUCAAAUUUGUGAGAAACUUUGUUGAAGAAAAUCCCCUAUGCUGUUGCUACGAUGAAAUAACUCACUUAAAAAAACUACUCGUCGACGAGGGCGAUUUGAAGUUGAACAGUAAAAAGUCGUCUGUCCGUGUUAGAGCUUCGCAAGGACUUUAUUAUUACAAAGUCAAGAUAAUCGUGCCUGACGAUUAUCCGGUAAAUGCUGUUUGCGUUGUCGACGUAGACACAAACUUUCCUCCUCUUUUUGCUCGUUACUUUUCGGCCCAAGCGAAGGAAUUGGGGAGGCGUUGCGUCGAGCCACCUCUGAACAAGCAUCCCCUGAAACAAGCAUUUUCACCUUCUCCGUCUCUUCAAGUUGUUGUUUCCUUCAUAAUCAAAACUGUACGAGCUAUUCCAAAGGAACUUUGUCAGCUCUGCAAAGCCAUAUGUUUGCCCGAAAAUCCAGAUACCGCAAUUACCGACGAAACUGCAGACAUGCAUGCCGAAAGACUCUAUUGCGGCCAUUUGUUUCAUUUGCGAUGCCUCGUGACAUUCAUGAAGACUCCGCCAUUCCAUGGGGGUAAAAAAUGUCCGAGUUGCGGUGAACGAGUAUACCACGAGAAAUGGGGUUUGAGUGAAAAGCUAGCAGAAGCUCGUUGGGCACACAGGCAAGCUCGUGAUCGUGAGCUCGCCGAGGUCACCGAAUUUUUUGAGUAAAGGCGCUCCCGAAAAAACGAGCAUUCUUUCAAGAGCGUUUUGAUUAAUCGACGUCAAAAUCUCAGCCGCAACGAGUCUCGACCGAGAAACGUAUAAACUGAAAGAAAAAAAAUGUGCGAUUGAGGAUGUGACACACACAAGUCGCUGAAUCGUCACGCCACAUGAAAAUCCUUCCAUGAUGAACCGUUCCCUCCAAUCCUAGCAACGGUACGAAAAAUCCAUGACAUUCACUCCGUUUCCAUCAAUACCGUUUCUAUUUUCAUAACCUAGAAAAAGCAAAAACCACUUAAAUUUUCCACUCCGAAAAAAUUCAUUUCUCGUCUACGUUCUCGCUGUUCGUCAACAGGUUCAUCAAAACAAGCUUUCCCAAAAUAAGUGUAAAGUGUUUAAACGCAAAUGGACGAACAACAAGAAAAAUAGAUCAGGCAAAUAGACGAGAAAGCAAUUAUAGAAGUUUGUAUCAUGCAUUUCAUUCCAUUCGUCACCGACAAUAUUUCCUACUCGUCUAGACCCUCGAACGAUAUUAAUUUCCUUGAAAGGCUUACGCAAUGUGAUACCUCGAGAAUUUUAUUACCGACGAGAACUAGCGAAUUCACAAAUACAGAGGAGCUUUUGAGCCCAACGUAUCUAUAUUCGUCCAUGGCCUAACCGUAUAGUUAUACGUGAAUAUGGAAUAAUCGAAGGAAAAGGGGUGAAUGUGCUCCAGGCUUUUUUGUUCUACCGGCGAUAGGAACGCGAGGAAUUUUCGAGAUAGAGAAAGGAAAUUAAAGUAAAAGGGAGAGCAAGCGAAAUCGAGAUACGGGAAAAGCAACUCGCGCCGCUUACGGAGAAAGCACACUGCUCCUAUCCGCUUGUAAAUGUCUCUGUAGAGACGAUAUAUAAGGACGUACUCGUGAAUUAUUGAUCCUGCAAACAAACUAGUGGCAGUGUACUGCGUUAAGGAGAUAUCACUGUCUCUAACGUAGUUUUUUCAUGAAUUAACUAAACGGAUAUCCAAAGUUGCUUGGAUUUCAAAGUAUCUAGAUUUUUUAAAAAUAUAUUUUUCUGCUUCUCAGUUUAGAACUUCGUGUGAUUUAUUGCAUCAGGAAGCUCUAAUAAUCGAUUCACCUCUGAAUCCUGCAUUAGCUACCCGAUUCCAUCAUUCUUGGGUCGGUGUGACCCGAAGUUUUGUUUCAGUGAUGUAUUUAAAUAAAAUUCUCAACUCUAACGUA